This is a messenger RNA of Penicillium waksmanii, 609 nucleotides long. RefSeq lists its product as uncharacterized. The record is from RefSeq and is a predicted model, not a curated record. The transcript has 4 exons. Bases 1 to 609 code for a protein of 202 amino acids. Lineage: Eukaryota; Fungi; Ascomycota; Eurotiomycetes; Eurotiales; Aspergillaceae.
AUGGCCAGAGAAGCAAAGCUUACGGAAAUGAUCACUAUCUUUACCGACGAACGUAAAGAUGGUUUCUUCAGCAAUCUCUCUGAGAAGGUUGGAAAUAUCUCGACUGGGCUUGACGAACAGCAGGCGUCCAAACUCCAAGCCAUUCCCGUGGCUGACAUCGUCAACAAUGUCACAGAGAGGGUAGUACAAGAUGUUGUUCAGGGAGGUUUAGCAUUAUUUAUUCCAGGCUUCGCACUUGACAGCCUCACUUCUGACGUGGUGGCUCAGCUUGUCGGCAAACCAUUGGCACGCGAACAGGCGGCUAAGGAAUUAGGAGAUCAGCUUCACGCUCUCCUUACUUUGGCUUAUGUCUCAGAGACUGCUCGGGAGAUAUUCAAGAUCAUCAAUGUGUGCCCACCCGUCUCCAAUAAUGCCGCUGACUACAAACUCAAAGAACUUGUAUCGGCCACAGCACUGGAAGCGUCACCAAUGAAAGCUCUCCAUGACUCCAACAAAAUCCGCGCCAUGUCGAUGGAAGCUGACUACCUAAUGGAAGUUGGAUUCGGGUUGUUGGUAACCGGUGACCCAUUGGGGUUGAUUUUCCUUGUUGCCGGCGCGAACUUGGCGUAG